ACGGUUUUGACACAAAGUGAGUUGGCUUUAACAGAUAAGUCUUUCUCAGAUUGACAGACGUAUUCGAAAGUGAGACAUACAUAGAUACAUAGCUACAGAUUAAGCGAAGCCGGAAGUAUCAUAUAGUGAACGCUCCGAUUUUCUCGAGUUGUUGGAGCUUGUGUCGCGAGCUCAGCAGAAUCCUGCCCUCACGAGGGGAGCUAGCCCAGUCUUGUCAGCGCGCAGCGGGGUGGUGGAAGAUGGCGCUAGCCGAAUGGAAAUCCUAAUGACAGUCUCCAAAUUUGCCUCUUUUUGUACCAUGGGCGCCAAUGCCUCUGCUCUGGAGAAAGAGAUUGGAUCUGAGCAGUUUCCGGUCAAUGAGCACUACUUUGGCCUUGUCAAUUUCGGGAACACUUGCUACUGUAACUCGGUGCUGCAGGCACUGUACUUCUGCCGGCCAUUCCGGGAGAAGAUCUUGGCGUACCGCGGUCAACCACGGCGAAAGGAGAACCUGCUCACCUGCCUUGCCGACUUGUUCCACAGUAUUGCCAAUCAGAAGAGGAAAGUGGGCGUCAUACCACCCAAGAAGUUCAUUACACGGUUACGCAAGGAGAAUGAGCUGUUUGACAACUACAUGCAGCAGGAUGCCCAUGAGUUCCUGAACUACCUUCUCAACACCAUAGCUGAUCUGCUUCAGGAGGAGAGGAAGCAGGAGAAGACCAAUGGCCGCCUUGCUAACGGCACGCUGGACUCCCAGAACAACAACAGCAAUGCCACACCUGCUCCCACCUGGGUCCACGAGAUCUUCCAAGGCACUCUGACCAAUGAGACACGCUGUCUCACCUGUGAAACGAUCAGCAGCAAAGAUGAGGACUUUCUAGACCUUUCUGUGGAUGUAGAACAGAAUACCUCCAUCACACACUGCCUCAGGGGGUUCAGUAACACGGAGACACUGUGCAGUGAGUACAAAUACUACUGUGAAGAGUGCAGAAGUAAGCAGGAGGCACACAAGAGAAUGCGUGUAAAGAAGUUGCCGAUGAUCCUGGCGCUGCACCUGAAGCGCUUUAAGUACAUGGAGCAGCUGCAGCGUUACACCAAGCUGUCCUAUCGUGUUGUCUUCCCCCUGGAGCUUCGCCUCUUCAACACCUCCGGGGAUGCCACAAAUCCUGAGAGACUCUACGACCUGGUCGCUGUUGUGGUGCACUGUGGAAGCGGGCCAAACAGGGGGCACUACAUUGCCAUUGUGAAAAGUCAUGACUUCUGGUUGCUGUUUGAUGAUGAUAUUGUAGAGAAAAUUGAUGCGCAGGCCAUAGAAGAAUUUUACGGUCUCACUUCUGAAAUCUCCAAGAACUCUGAGUCAGGAUAUAUCCUCUUUUACCAGUCCAGAGACUAAAUGUGGAGGUGAGCGUUUUACUGCAGAACGCAGGAAAAAAGUUCUGUUUCCUCUUUGUGAGGAGCAACAGACAAUAAACGCACCACAGCAACGCACAUGGUGUCAUACCUGUCUGCGCAGCUGUAAUUCAUACCUUUUUACACGUUCAGCUCUGCAGCUCAGCUGUGGAAGUCUCCCCUAUGUGCCAGCUGUCUCUCCUGGGCUCCAUGUAUUUCCUGCCCCCUCAUCCCCUUCAUGCUGACUGGACGCUGCUGCUGCUGCAGGGACAAUGAGACAAUAAUGAAUGGAAACUGUCAAGAUUGUUUUAAAAAGACGUUGAAUGAGGGUUGUACAGAUGUGGGUAAAUCGAAUGAGUGGCAUGCUAGUUUUUGCCUUGGGUGUGGGGUUGAAUGGGUAUUUAAUAAUUCAUAUGGUGUAAUAUUGGCCUAGUGUCUUCACCCUCCUUAAACACACUGUUAUUCUGCACUGGGAUUUAGUGAGCAGAUCAAGGAACGGAAAGGAGGAGCGGUGGGAGGGUGAGCAUCCCACUUGUAGAACACACGGGGUCCUGUAUUUCUACAGUGUACAGAAUGUUAUUUGUAUAAAUAUUACAAGAAGAUAAUAUUAUCCUUGGAAAAUGUUAGAACUUGAGAUGAUGUAUUAACACUAUGGUGCACUUUUGAUACCGUUUUGUAGGUGUUAGCAAGUUUAAUGUGAGGGUUUGCUUAAAGGCCUGUGGUGUAGCGAUCAUUUUCUGUUUUAAAGAAAAAUAAAGUACUUAAAUCGA
This is a messenger RNA of Monopterus albus (swamp eel), 2138 nucleotides long. It is a transcript of the gene usp12a, whose product is annotated as ubiquitin specific peptidase 12a. Gene Ontology annotation, biological process: protein deubiquitination. The record is from RefSeq and is a predicted model, not a curated record. Gene Ontology annotation, cellular component: nucleus; cytosol. The transcript is spliced from 9 exons. Bases 254 to 1372 code for a protein of 372 amino acids. Lineage: Eukaryota; Metazoa; Chordata; Actinopteri; Synbranchiformes; Synbranchidae. Gene Ontology annotation, molecular function: cysteine-type deubiquitinase activity.